AUGCCCUCAUUACGAAGCACAAGAAGCGCAGAUAAGACUAAUCCUCGUCAAGAACAAGAGGAGGAGGAGGAGGAGGAAGAACAAUAUGACGAGGAAUUAGAUGAAGAAGAUGAUGAAGAAGCAGAAACUCGUUGUAUAUGUGGCCAGGCCGAUCCUCCUGAUGAAAAUGGUCUCUUCAUUCAAUGUGAAAAAUGUUCUGUCUGGCAACAUGGUUACUGUGUUUCAAUUUCUGAUAUAGUUCCAGAGAAAUACUGGUGUGAAAUUUGCAAACCUGAACUUCAUACAAUCAUUAUAAGGCCAGAUAGAAAAAUGACAAAGUAUUUGCCAGUACAACCAAAAGAGACUUCUUCUGCUUUAAAUAGACGGAAAAAUAGAAGAGCUGCUAGUGCUGGUACUACUAGUUCAAACGGGAAAGAUCAUCAAAGUAAGGAAAUAAAGAAAGAGGACCUUGAUGAAGCUGCACAAAGAAAAAGAAGAGAUAGGGGUGCUUAUAGCUCAAGAGAAGAUGCAAGAUAUGAAGCCCUAAUACAGAGAGUGAUGGAGGAGAGUAAAAAGGAUGCAAGUACAACAAGUGAACAAGAGGAUGAAAAGAGUCAAUCAAGAAGUUCAAGGUCAUCUAGAAGAAGACAAACAAGAAAAGAUGAUGUAGAUGGCGAAGAAGAAGAAAAUGAAGAAAAUGAUGAAAAUGAUAAAGAACCACACGAUGAGGAAGAUGAUGGUGUGAAGAAGGAAUUUGAAGAAAACCAUGAAGAUGAGAAGAAAAAUUCAUCUAAAAGGAAAAGAUCGGAAGAAGCUCCAGAUUCAGCAGGGAAUGCAAAUAUUCAACAAAACGGGCCUACAGACAACAAUGGUUCAAGACCAUCGUCAACUUCUAAAGCUGGUAAAGUAUCCGGAGAGUCAGAAUCCAAUACAGAAUCAACAUCAACAAAAGCUAAAAAACGUCCAAAAAAGGCCAAAACAAACCAUAAAUCACCUCAAAAGGAUAAAGAUUCCACCAUUGAUUUCAAUAAACCAACAAAACCAAGACUUCCAAACCAACGUACCACAAUGAACGAGAUGAGAAAAAGAGUGGCAGCUAUUUUAGAAUUUAUUGGUCGUACUCAAGUUGAUAUUGCAACUGAACAAGAUGAUAAAUCAGAGCUGACGAAAUAUGUUGAAGAUGAUGUUCACAAGGAAAAAAUUGAAAAAUUAUUUGAAAAUUAUAAUGGAAGUUUAGAAUUAAUGGAUGGUUUGACAAGAAAGUUAUUGAUAUGGGAAGAAAAAUACGGGAAAUUAGGUGAGAAAUGA
Messenger RNA from Hansenula anomala, 1287 nucleotides. RefSeq names its product Cti6p (gene CTI6). The transcript has a single exon. Lineage: Eukaryota; Fungi; Ascomycota; Saccharomycetes; Phaffomycetales; Wickerhamomycetaceae. The coding region runs from base 1 to 1287 and encodes 428 amino acids. Gene Ontology annotation, biological process: negative regulation of silent mating-type cassette heterochromatin formation; negative regulation of rDNA heterochromatin formation. Gene Ontology annotation, cellular component: Rpd3L complex; Rpd3L-Expanded complex. The record is from RefSeq and is a predicted model, not a curated record.